AUGUUAACAGAUGGAAACGUAAAAAGAAAUAUAGAUAGCCUGAUUAGGGUUACUGAGAAUGCCAAGAACAAUAAUGCCCUGAUCCAGGAGAGGAAACAGACCCAGGCGCAGUUGUUAGAGGAGGAGAAGCGUCUGGAUUACAGUAUGAAUUCGUCAGAACAGAGAGCCGAACAAGCUAGGGAAGAGAUUAAGAAAAUGCGGAAACAAUAUGCAGACAAGAUAAAGCAAAGGAAUUAUAAUGUCAUAAUGCAACGUCUGGCAAAGAAGGAACUGCAAGAAACCAUGGGCCAACUAGAGAAUGAAAAGCUACAAGAGAUGUAUGACAGAAUGAAGCAGGAUGAUCUCAUGGCCAUGGAGGAGAAAAAGAAGAAGAUGCAUUGUUUGGGAGAGGAAAUGAGGCAAAUCCUUGAUGAGAAGAUGCAGGACAAGGAGCGAAGGAGAGAGGAGGAGAAGCUCGCUGACAUGAAAAUAAUUUCCCAAAGGAGGGAGAACUUGAAGCAACAAGCAGACAGGGAUGUACCUAGAACAAAGCAGAUAGAAAUGUGCAAGAAACAAGAUUUGGUGUUUGCCACACUGGAAGUCAAAGAGAAUAGGCGAAAGGAUUCAAAGUCCAAGCAGGAGGCCCUUAGCCUCCAAAGAGUUCGAGAAACUAAAGAGAGAGAAUGGAUCACACAGCAGAAAAAUUUGGCUGAAAAACGAGCCUAUUCCAAUGCAAUGAUGAAGGCGAGUUUAUCAGCACAGGUUCUUUAUGCCAACCACCUCAAGAAAAUUAAGGCUGACCAGCAGAAGGCUGAUGCUGAGAGGAUCAUUGAGGCCAAUAAUGAUGAACUCGACAACAUAAAGGAGAAGAUGCGGUAUGAGAAGAAUCUGCUUUACUCAGGCUUCCUUAAACAACAGAUGAUGGAGCGUCAGCUCUUAGCCAAUGCCAAGUGCAGAGAGGAAACAGAGGAGGCCAAACGGUUUAUAGUAGGAGAGCAGGAGGACUUUAUGUGCCUUGGUGAGUACAAAGAGAAGGUGCUGAAGGACGCCGAGGCUUCAGGGGUCCCUGAUAAUUACUUAAUUGUUUUCAAUAGAAAAGCAAGUUACCUCAUAAAGAAAGAAAACCCUUGCCCCGAACCUGUGAAGGCACCAGGAACAUCUUAA
Messenger RNA from Hippoglossus stenolepis (Pacific halibut), 1143 nucleotides. Its product is annotated as cilia- and flagella-associated protein 45-like. The record is from RefSeq and is a predicted model, not a curated record. The coding region runs from base 1 to 1143 and encodes 380 amino acids. The transcript has a single exon. Lineage: Eukaryota; Metazoa; Chordata; Actinopteri; Pleuronectiformes; Pleuronectidae.